Molecule: messenger RNA, 6823 nt
Organism: Coregonus sp. 'balchen'
Lineage: Eukaryota; Metazoa; Chordata; Actinopteri; Salmoniformes; Salmonidae
Source: the annotation of a GenBank genome assembly
CUCAGCACAUCACUGUCCCCUUCCAUUUUCACUCUUUCUCGCUUCUCUCUCACACACACACUCUCUCAAUCAUCCUUUCACCAUGGGCAACUUUGCUGCCAACGAGGGACUUUCGGUCUUUGUCAUUGUAAGUCUGUCAAGUUCAAUUCUAUAAUUACUCUACAUUUCUGUUUUGGGGUGUAAUGUCCUACUGUUCUAACCAGGGGAAUUGGGUCUGUUUUAGCUGGUCUGGCUGGGAAUCAACGCUUACCUGUUUGUCCAGUUCUACAUGAACUUCCUUACUGAGAGAUGGUUCUAUACACGGGUCCUCCUUGGGGUAAGUUUGAGAACCAACCGAAAGUCAUUCGAUUUUUUUCAAGAUCGUUUCUAUUUAAGAAAUGAUUUAAGAAAUGGAGGUCAGUUUAAGAUUGCAUACUGUGUUCUUACUGUAUUAUUAAUCUUGGCAACCCAGAACCAGAUCUUGAGUGAGUGCUGACCUCUGGCCAACUGUUGUCGUCUGUCAACAGGCCUGCUGUACUAUGUACACUGUAUUCAGUAUGUGGACCGUAAUUAUUAUAAUAAUUGUUUACAUUCUACACGUUUAUUAUAUAGUACUAGGUCAAUCAUAUUGAAUAUGUGUAGUGUAUAUUAUACCUAACCUCUAUUGUGUGACAGAGAUUGAAACAAAAAAAUAAUCACACUUUGAUGCGCUAUCUUUACUCUGUGGUUACAGCUGGGUGCACGGCUGAUUACAUGUUCCUCACAGGCAGCCCAGGUGGCUAGACUAACAGUAGUAAUGACCAGAAGUGAAACUGGGUCUGCACUCUACGUCCCUCUCACUCCUCUCAGUCCCUGAGGGCCCCUUUCAAUUGAAACCAGUAACCAGAAGUAAAAAAAACAUAGAUUCAAACUGUACAAAUUGUUACGUUCGACUAAUGAUUCCCACUUCUUCUCUCUCUCCUUCUCUCUAUCUAACCCUACUCUCUCUCUACCCCUCUCUAUCUAACCCAACUCUCUCUCUCCCCCUCUCUAUCUAACCCAACUCUCUCUCUCCCCCUCUCUAUCUAACCCUACUCUCUCUCUCCCCCUCUCUAUCUAACCCUACUCUCUCUCCCCCUCUCUAUCUAACCCAACUCUCUCUCUCCCCCUCUCUAUCUAACCCUACUCUCUCUCUCCUCCAGCAUGCCCUCUCCUGGGCCAGGGCUCCUGCAGCCUGCCUCAACUUUAACUGUAUGCUUAUUCUGCUGCCAGUCUGCCGGAACCUUCUGUCCUUCCUCCGCGGCUCCAUCCAGGUAACACACACACACCCCAACCCUAUUUUAUCCAAAUGUGUAUGGAUAAUCAUCUAUAAAUAAUUGCUGGGUCACAUAAAAAAAAAAAAAUCUUACACAUUCAGUGUUGCAGUCGCACAGCUGCUCGACAACUGGACAGAAACAUCACCUUUCACAAGCUGGUGGCUUACAUGAUAGCAUUUCACACAGGUACCCUACUCACUUAAUUAGUUUGGUUUACAUUUGCCUUUGAUUAUUUUCAUUCGUUGUCAUCAAACAGAUGUCUCUGUACAGAUAGUAAUCUCUGCUUUGCCUGCGUCCUUCCCUAGCGGUCCACAUCGUCGCCCACCUGUUUAACUUUGAGUGGUUCAUGGGAGCCCAGCUGGACAGGAACAGCAGCUCUUUGCCCUUUGUGUUGUCACAGAUUGGCAUCGGAGACAACGCCUCCUACCUAAACCCCAUCAGGACCGACCAGACCGUCAGUAUUCUAUUAGCUACACAUUUUCAUUGUUCAUUGUGUUUAUAACUGCCUAGGACACAUUGUUCAUUGUGUUUAUAACUGCCUAGGACACAUUGUUCAUUGUGUUUAUAACUGCCUAGGACACAUUGUUCAUUGUGUUUAUAACUGCCUAGGACACAUUGUUCAUUGUGUUUAUAACUGCCUAUGACACAUUGUUCAUUGUGUUUAUAACUGCCUAGGACACAUUGUUCAUUGUGUUUAUAACUGCCUAGGACACAUUGUUCAUUGUGUUUAUAACUGUCUAGGACACAUUGUUCAUUGUGUUUAUAACUGCCUAGGACACAUUGUUCAUUGUGUUUAUAACUGCCUAGGACACAAUGUUCAUUGUGUUUAUAACUGCCUAUGACACAUUGUUCAUUGUGUUUAUAACUGCCUAGGACACAUUGUUCAUUGUGUUUAUAACUGCCUAGGACACAUUGUUCAUUGUGUUUAUAACUGCCUAGGACACAUUGUUCAUUGUGUUUAUAACUGCCUAGGACACAUUGUUCAUUAUGUUUAUAACUGCCAAGACACAUUAAUAUGUCUUAUUUAGCUGUUAGAAAAGGGUUUAUGAAUCUAUAAAGCAUUACAGAGUAUUCCUGUUUAUUAUAUAGCUAUGUCAAGAGGUCAGUUCUGACCAAGGUCAGAAUGUUGACACAUCAUAGCAGAUUAUGACAGGUAGGAAUCCCCCAGCAUAUAAAUAGAAUGACUGAAUAGAAUGCUAUGUCCCCCAGCAUAUAAAUAAAAUGACUGAAUAGAACGCUACUGUAUUUCUAAAUCCCCCAGCAUAGAAAUAGAAUGACUGAAUCGAAUGCUACUGUAUUUCUAUGCCCCCCAGCAUAGAAAUAAAAUGACUGAAUAGAAUGCUAUGUCCCCCAGCAUAGAAAUAGAAUGACUGAAUAGAAUGAUACUGUAUUUCUAUGUCCCCCAGCAUAGAAAUAAAAUGACUGAAUAGAAUGCUAUGUCCCCCAGCAUAGAAAUAGAAUGACUGAAUAGAAUGAUACUGUAUUUCUAUGUCCCCCAGCCCAUAACACACUAUGACUCCUUCAUUACUCUUUGGCUGCCUCCUCUGAACAGAGAUAUAUAUGUCUAAAAACAGAUCAUAAAAUGGUUAGCUAAUUUCCCACUCCUUGUAAUAUUAAAGCAAGUUCAUUAUGCUGAAUCUGAGGGAAGCAUUUCUGAACAAUACGACUUCCCUAAAUAGGUUGAGCAGAUAGUUCCAAACACAGCCUCCACACUCCCUCUGAGGCAACAACAUGACUGCAUUACUUCAGUGUUGUUUUAUCAUCAUGGUGUAUGUUGACAUCUGAAAUCCCACUUCUCUGAUUGGGUCAGAACCCAACCAUAGUGAUGUUCACCACCAUCGCGGGGUUAACGGGCGUGGUCAUCACCCUGGCCCUCAUCCUUAUCAUUACAUCAUCCAUGGAGGUCAUCCGCAGGUCAUACUUCGAGGUCUUCUGGUACACCCACCACCUCUUCAUCAUCUUCUUCAUCGGACUCGUCUUCCACGGCUUCGGGUGAGUCAGUGAAAACUCUCACAAUGGUGUGUGCACAUUCAUUGUUUCUCCAUAACACCCAUUUUGAGUCAGUUGAACAUUUCCUACAGAGACAUAACAUAUGAUUAGCCUCAUAAUAAGAUAUUAAAAAGGCUCAUACAUGCUUAUGACAAGUAAUAAAAGCAUUAUACCUGCAGGUUAAGCCCUACCGUUUUUAUGUCUAAAUCUCUCUAAAACGGUUUGCCACAGGCGAAUUGUCAGAGGGCAGACUGCUACAAGUCUCCAGGAGCACAAGCCAUCGCAGUGUGCAGAUCGGUUUGAGUCAUGGGGAGAGAACGGGACCUUCUGCUCUAAGCCUGAGUUUGCUGGGAACCCUCCUAUGGUGAGCUAUGACAGUUCGGUUUUUUACAUGACUUAAGUGUGCUGAUUCUUUUUUGUAAAUAACAUUUUCUCUAUCGGUUUCCUCUUCAGACAUGGAAGUGGGUGGUGGGGCCUAUGAUCCUGUAUGUGUGUGAGAGACUGGUCCGAUUCUACCGCUCCCAACAGAAGGUCGUAAUCACCAAGGUCAGUCUUGUGUUUCACGCCAGCUUGUACACUCCCAACAGGCAAUUUCUAUUAAUUUCUUACAUUUUUCUAACGGGCCAUUUCUUUUCUAUUCAAAGCCAGUGUGAUUGAGACAGUCCGUGAUUGAGACAGUCAGCGUUGUUAGAAGGCAGCCCUGGCUGAGAACCAGCAUCAUGCACUAUGCAGUUCACGUCUACUCAUCCAACAGUUAGCUGUCUCUUUUAGCCUCCAUCUUGUUUGUCUCCCAUCUGUCUCUUCUCUCCAGGUGGUGAUGCACCCGUCCAAGACCCUGGAGCUACAGAUGAAGAGGAAGGGUUUCAAGAUGGAGGUCGGCCAGUACGUCUUCAUGCAGUGUCCCUGUGUCUCCCAGCUGGAGUGGCACCCCUUCACACUCACCUCCGCCCCAGAGGAGGACCACUUCAGCGUCCACAUCCGUAUCGUGGGUGACUGGACCCAGGGCCUGUACGAGGCCUGUGGCGGGGACAAGAACGAGACACAGGAGGCAUGGAAACUGCCCAAGUACGUGGUUGAAUGCAGAGAGCGAACAUUUUCUACGAACCCGUCCCCUUAACUAACCUGCGGUUAAAUAUCCAUUAGGUUGAAUAUUAGGUUUUUAAACAGCCAUUUCUGCGCUUAAUGUCCCAUACUUGACAUCAUAGUGUACAGUUGGUGGGCUGUCAUUUAGAAUAUGAGGAUGGGGUAGUAGUGUUUCCUUUUUACUGUGAAAUAACAGUGAGGGGAAGUGGCAUAAGAGAGGAUAUAUGUGGUACAUUUCAAUAGAGAGGUCUAAUGGCAACAUUGUGUAAUUGUUCAACCAGAAAGUAUCCAGUAGAUUAGAUUCUUUAAUGUUUUUACCAUAGAAAUGCAAUUAGAAGACUAUUAAACUGUUUAUAUGACUGUAACUCUCUCCCUGUAUGCAGAAUGGCGAUAGAUGGCCCAUUUGGUACGGCCAGUGAGGACGUGUUCGGCUACGAGGUGGUCAUGCUGGUGGGUGCUGGCAUCGGGGUCACCCCGUUCGCCUCCAUCCUCAAGUCAGUGUGGUACAAACACAUGCAGGAGAACCAGAACGUCUUCACCAAGAAGGUGAGAGAUCGGCUCUGUCUGUCUGUUUUUUCUCUUUCUAAAUUGCAGUGUUAAGGGUACUUCCCCAUUUCAUUCCACCAAUGUUUCAGCUGAAAUGUUCUUCAUUGCAUCGUGAUUUACUUUUCUAUUUCAUUUCAUCAAGUGAGAGAAAUCUCACUGCCAUGAGUGCAAUGUUAAUUUAUUUUCAACGUUUGCAUCGUUCCUUUAGUCAGCUCUAAACUCAUUGUUAUAUGUCCAAUAUGUGAUUCAAAAUUCAAAAGGCACUCGCACAUAUGAGCUAUCUUCGUUGCAGGUGCAUAGUAACAGUUUAAUAAGAUGAGAAAAAAUAAGAAGCCCACACACAGCUCUUCCUAGUAUCGCUGCUCUUUAUUAAGCUUCACGUUGCGGCCUCAAGGCCUUCUUCAGAGCUUUGUUUUGUCCAAUAUGUGAAACGGACAAUCUUUCUUCCAUCUCCUCCGUGCCAGAUCUACUUCUAUUGGCUGUGUCCUGAGACCCAGGCCUUUGAGUGGUUUGCUGACCUGCUGCAGUCUCUGGAGGGCCAGAUGACAGAGAAAGGCAUGGUGGACUUCCUCAGCUACAACAUCUACCUGACCCGCUGGAAAGAGACCGAGGUCAGCACACCACACUUUUCAGCAGGGGCGCAACUUUGGUUUUAGAAGUGGGGGGGACAUCAUUUUUUUUAUCCCUUCGGAUAAACACUCCAAACAGCCUAGCCGACCGCUCGGAGAUGUCCGCAUGGUCCUAAAGCACACCUUUGCCUCGUUUUGUAUCAGAUUCCAAUGAUAAAACUGGGGGGACAAAAAUGCAAUUUCAGAAUGUGGUCACUUAUCCCCCCCCCACCCUUUAUGUCAUAUGUACAAAAUAAGAAUGAAAACUAAAAAAGCUGCGUUCUCUCUUUAAAAUAAUAACUAUUGCCUGUAGAUGAGAGCGGGACAAUGCAUAAUCACAAUAUGUAUUUAUGUUUUUACAAAAGGCUGCUCACUUCAGAGUUCACCAUGAGGCGGAGAAUGACCCUAUCACAGGGCUGAAGCAGAAGACUCUGUAUGGGAAACCUAACUGGGACAAUGAGUUCACUACGAUUGGGACAAAGCAUCCAGAGUGAGUGCCUUUCAGCCUCUUCUAUUCCAAACAGAAUUUGCAUAUUCCAGAGAGAGACAUAUUUGAGUUAGAUGUACUCAAAUUGUAAAACGUGUUACAUGUAUAGUUCACAACAUGUGGACUAUUCGUAAUGAAUGUGUGUGUGUGUGUGUCCAGGAAAAAAGUAGGAGUGUUCCUGUGCGGUCCCACCCAGCUGGCUGACGUCUUGGGGAAGCAGUGCCUGUCUCACUCUGAGGCUGGUGUCAAGUUCAUCUUCAACAAGGAAAACUUCUGAGACCCCAACACCCCUCCAAGAGCACCAACAAGGCAAUAGCAAUAUUCCUACUUUGUUAUCAAAGUUAACUCUCAAUAUCACUCAGACCCAGAGUAUCCUCUGGAUUGUAAGCCAUUUCACAUUCCUAAACUGUUGUGUUGUUCUCCCCAACAUAAACAAUCAAUGGUUUUUAAUAUGGAUUCUCUGGGUGAAUUGAACAAAAAUUAUACUUAAGUGCCCUUAUCUCACACAUCAGUUGAUCAAAUCAUAGCACCAAAAAUGGAAGUGAACUUCACUGUUCUAAUGAUCCUGACCUACAACACGCCUCAGUGACAUUUCACAAUGUGUUUCUUGCAGAAAUCUGUGAAGAAAUUACCAAACCUACCCGCAUUUACCACAGAGGCCAGAACGUUACUCUUGUUCUGCAAUACAACAUGCAAACAUGGAAACUUUUCAAAACUCUCUAGUUUCACUUCUUCCUGUUUCUGGUGUUGUAUUUGCAAGUUUGUAUAAGCAAAAUAGUGUGCAUAAAGCUUACUUCAUUUAAAAACAUAUUUUAUUUUCACUGCAUCAGGGAUAG